AUGCCAUGCUUCGCAGAUACUAUUAUAAGAAUUAAAUAUGUUAAAAAUAGUGCGAGUAUGAAUGAAGAAUCAGAUUCGACUUCAAUCUGGACUAUUGGGAAAUAUCCAGUAGGAGAGGAGAAUUGCGAAAUUGAGUUGACAUUAUUUUUACCUAAUGAUGAAAAAGAGAGAGAUCUUGAUACGCAGGUUGUUUUUAUAAAUAAUGAGUUUUAUUCUGUUGGGAGAAAGAUUGUCCCCGGAAAGUAUAAUAAUAAUAUAAGACCGAAGAUGACGGUUUCAUCAUCUACACAUCUAAAAAUACUUGAUAAAGUUCCAUUAUCGAAUAAAGGUAAUAACGAAGAUGCUGUUUUUGAGAUACUUGUAGGUGACUAUGCUUCUCGAGAAUAUAAAACAUUUACUUUUAAGGUUGUUUAUCCACACCUUAAAUCAAGGUUUAAAUAUGUAAAGAAUAUUAUUUGGCCACAAGAAUCGAUUAUUUUUGUGGUUGGUAUGAUGGAGGUUAUUGAGGGUAAUUUUUAUGUAUAUGUGACUAAAGUAAAUAAUAUUGAUGUUGCUACCUUGAAUAAUAGUGAUGACAAAACUCAAAUGCCGUCAAUAUCAGCAAAAUCAUUACGAACAAAGCUUUUAUUUACUCAUCAAAAUAUUAAGAAUGUAAAUAGUGUACCUAAUGUUAAAGAAACUUCAGAUGUUUUUGUAAAUAAAGAUAGUAAUGAAGCAUUAUUGGAUGAUUUAUUCUCACCAAAACAUAAAAGAAGUAAGGAUACAGAUGAAUAUGAUGAUUUGUUUGAAACUGAGAAUGUUGAUUCUAGUGCUAAAAUGAAAGAUGAUUUUAUGGAAGAUAAUAGAGAGAAGGAGAUAAGAUCUUUAAGUAAUAUUGGCGAACAUCAGAAAAAAUUUAAAAGUCAGAAAAAAGGUAAAGUGCAUAAGACACGUAGUUCAAAUUAUAAGGAAUCACAUAGUUUUGAUGUAAAUAAUAAGGAUGAUAAAUAA
This is a messenger RNA of Dentiscutata erythropus, 990 nucleotides long. The record is from the annotation of a GenBank genome assembly. Lineage: Eukaryota; Fungi; Glomeromycota; Glomeromycetes; Diversisporales; Gigasporaceae.